Molecule: messenger RNA, 7112 nt
Organism: Harmonia axyridis
Lineage: Eukaryota; Metazoa; Arthropoda; Insecta; Coleoptera; Coccinellidae
Product: CD109 antigen
Exons: 22
Coding region: 325-5619 (1764 amino acids)
Cellular component (GO): extracellular region
Molecular function (GO): protein binding; endopeptidase inhibitor activity
Source: RefSeq, a predicted model, not a curated record
CGUUAGGUCACCGGUCCGUGCACUCUUGUAUUCGUGGGUCGGCUUCCAACUCGGGAACGCUGUUACGACGUUACGGUAGAAUUCUGUGAGUAGAGGUGUGUCGCAGCUUUAUUUACCUCUUCGUGUCUGUGUCACACAGAAGAGUUUUCAAUGAAAUGAAUGUUUUUAAGUGUGUUGAACGGUAGCAACUUUUCCAAAUGAGUGUAGUGUGAAUUAUAUGGUAAUUCAAAAAUUAGUUGAUACAAAAGGAAGCGCUUGAUUUUAGCGGGCUGCCACCGAAAUUACCUUCAAUAAAUUAACAGAUUGUUAAGAGACGACUACACGAUGCGAAUACUGCUCAUCUACGGGACCCUGCUGGUGGCGUCGCGUGGUCGGGCACAGGUCACGGACUCGAAUUAUCAAUUCGACCCCUACAACCCCAACCCCCCGAGCAACCCUGGUCCACCGGGCCCGGAUAGAAACGGCCCUCCACAGCCACCGCCGCCCCCAAACUACAACCCUGACCCGCAGUUCGGGGGCGGGGGAGGUCCCGUUCAGUUCCCCGACCAGGGGAACGGCGGCGGAGGUGGCGUUCCCUACGGAGGGGGGCAACAGUUCGACCAGUUCGGGAAGACCGACCAGUUCGGCAGGCCCGAUUAUGGGGGCGCGCCGCCCCAGGGCCCCUGGGACAACGGUUACAAUUUCGACAGGGAUACCGCAACGGAGAUCAAGGAGGCAACCUACAUGGCCGUUGCGUCAACGUUGGUGAGGCCGGGCCAUUUAUACAGGGUGUCAGUUACUGUACUGCAGGAAAAACAGCCUAUGGUUGUGAGAGCCUCCAUCCAAAGAAACGGUGUAGAGAUGUCAGCUGAUCAUAAGGCUGUGAAGGAGGGAAUACAAGAAACUCUGCUGAUGAGGGUACCGUCCACCAGUGACCCUGGUGAAUACAGACUACGUUUGGAAGGUUUCUACGAAAAUGUCCUCGGAGGUUCAGCCUUUGUUAACGAGACCAAACUCAUAUUCUCCCAGAGGUCCAAGACAAUUUUUAUACAAAUAGAAAAACCGUUCUACAAGCAAGGAGAAAAUGUUCGUUUUAGAACAAUACCCAUCAAUACCGAACUGAAAGCUUACAACGAUGCCAUAGACGUCUUUAUGCUGGAUCCAAGCGGUCACAUAAUGAAGAGGUGGCUUUCCAGACAGUCCAAUCUUGGUACAGUCAGUUUGGACUAUCAACUUUCGGACCAGCCCGUGUUUGGAGAGUGGAAGAUUAGGAUUAUUGCACAAGGGCAAACUGAAGAAUCCACCUUCUUGGUGGAGGAAUAUUAUCAAACAAGAUUUGAGGUAAAUGUAACUAUGCCCGCUUUCUUCUUCAACACUGACGAGUAUAUCGAAGGUGUUGUGAUGGCAAAUUACACAAGUGGCGGUCCAGUCAGUGGGAACCUCACCCUUAAGGCUAUCAUCAAACCGAUAGCCCCCAUCGAUGUGAACCAGAUGAUCAAUAGGAAUAGACAGACGAAAAUCUACAACAGGAAUGAAUACCACGAGGACAGAUUUUAUAAUAACAGAUAUGACAGAUACGGUCCACGUUAUGAUGGACGAAACCCUUACCAACAAAACGUUGACCAGUAUCAGUUGAAUAACGAUCAGUAUCAGCAGAACACUGAUCAGAACCAGCAGAAUACUGAUCAGUUCAGCACCAUGGAGAAACCUGUGGUCAAGUAUUUGAAUUUGUAUGAAGAGUUCCCAUUCUGGUUUGAUAUACCAGAAAAUAAUUAUGAGCCUAUCCCUCAUCUGAAAAUGUUCAACGGUGUCUACCAUUUCAAAUAUCCCAUCAGAGACAUAUUGCCGUUUACACCGAAUGAGGGUUUGGAGGUUAUGAUUGUGGCCACCGUAGGUGACUACUUCCUGGAUGAAAUUUUGGAAGGUUAUUCUAGCGCUAGAAUUUAUAACUCAUCGAUCAAACUGAAGUUUGUUGGUGACUCACCACAAGUGUUCAAACCAGGAAUGCCAGUUCACUCUUAUCUUGUAGCAACAUACCAUGAUGGCUCACCGCUUCCUCAAAAUAAACUGUACGGCAGUCACAUGGAAAUAUCAGCAAACAUAGACAUGAGGAAUGGAGGAGGUAGGAAUAUAGCCCCCAAAGAAAUAUUUAUGCAAGAGAAGGAUGGCGUCUGGGAAUAUAGGUUGGACGUCAAGAGAGAACUGGGACUCGAAGGUUCCCAAGGCUACGAAGAGCUGAGUACCAUAAGAUCGAUUAAACUGCAAGCCAACUUCAGAGAUGGUUUCGGACAACUCACUACCGCUGAACUUCUACUUUUGGCCCAUUUCAGUCCGAACGAUCAACAUAUCAAACUAACAACUUCCACUAUCACUCCGGAGGUCGGAGAGUUCAUGAUUUUCCAUAUCAGAAGCAACUAUUACAUAUCAAGUUUCCAAUAUCUCAUCAUAUCCAAGGGAAUUGUUCUGCUGGCAGAUACCCAAGAUAUGAACGAUUUCGUCAGUACCUUGGCCAUCGGUUUGAGUGCAGAGAUGGCGCCAGUGGCUACGAUGGUUGUUUGGCAUGUUAACCGGUACGGUUAUGUCACUGUUGACAGUUUGACGUUCCCCGUUAAUGGCAUCAGUCGGAAUAAGUUCCAAGUGUUCAUAAACAAUCUGAAAGCUCGAACCGGUCAUGAGGUGGAAGUGGCAAUAUAUGGAGAACCCGGUUCUUAUGUCGGUGUCUCCGGAAUAGACAAAUCCUUCUACACCAUGCAGGCAGGUAACGAACUGACCUACGGGAAGGUUAUCUCAAAGAUGGCCACGUUCGAUGAGAACAUAACCUUGCACAGCCACUCUUGGUUUUCACACGAAGGCAGUCCCGAUGAAGUUAUGUAUUUCCCAUCUUCUUCUUACGGUAUUGAUGCCAACAGAACCUUCCAAUACGCUGGAUUGGUUGUCUUCAGCGAUGUACCCCUUCCGAACAGAUACUCCUUAUGUGAUGCUACGCAAGGUUGGGCUGAAUGCUUGAGCGGUAGAUGUUAUAGGAUUGAGAAGAAGUGCGAUUUUUACAUGGACUGCGAUGAUGGAACUGAUGAGGCUGGAUGUAACUAUGGAAACGAGACUGAGCUAGCACUGUUCAGAAAAUUCAGGUUCAACAGAUUACAGAGGCAAUAUGAAAAUGUUUGGAUUUGGAAAGAUAUCAACAUCAGUCCACACGGUAGAUACAUCUUCAACGUUCCCGUACCAGCUAGACCCGUUCAUUGGAUGGUAUCUGCUUUCUCUAUGAGUCCCUCUAGAGGUUUCGGGAUGCUUCAAAGGGCAAUUGAGUACGUUGGUGUAUUGCCCUUCUUCAUCAAUUUGGAAAUGCCGAACACCUGCAUGCAGGGGGAACAGGUUGGCUUACGUGUAACAGUGUUCAAUUACAUGACGACGAAUGUGGAAGCUCAGGUCGUUCUCAAUGGCUCGCCGGAUUAUAAAUUUGUACAUGUGGAAGAAAACGGAGUUGUUCGAGCUUAUAACCCUAGAACUUCGUACGGAGAACACCAGUUCUUUAUAUUCAUAAAGGCUCAAGAUGCUGAAGUUGUUUAUAUUCCGAUUGUUCCUCAACGUUUGGGAGAUAUUACCGUCAGUGUGCACGCUUCUACGCUUAUAGGAGAAGAUCGGGCUACAAGGACUCUACAUGUUGAGUCUGAUGGUAUACCCCAAUACAGGCAUCAAUCCGUAUUGCUCGAUCUCAGCAACAGGGCGUUCACCUUCCAAUACAUGCACGUCAACAUAACCGAAACCCCCAUGAUACCCUACCAAUACGACAGGUACUAUGUGUACGGUUCCAACAAGGCCAGGGUGUCGGUAGUUGGAGACGUGGUGGGCCCCAUCUUCCCCACCAUGCCGGUCAACGCCACCUCUCUUUUACAUCUACCCAUGGAUUCGGCCGAACAGAACAUAUUCUCGUUCGCCGCCAACAUGUACACCAUCCUCUAUAUGCGUUAUACGCAGCAGAGGAACAGGACUUUGGAGAAGUUGGCCUUCUUAUACAUGAACAUCGGUUAUCAGAGGCAGCUGUCGUUUAUGCAGCCGGAUGGUUCUUUCAGUUUAUUCAGAAGUGAUUGGAAUCAAUCCGCACCCUCAGUUUGGGUAACUGCAUACGCAGCUAGAAUUUUCCAAGAAGCCAGCUUCUACGAAUGGGAAAAUUACAUUUACAUCGACCCAAUGGUGAUCGCCAAAGCUGUAGAAUGGGUUUUGGGGCAUCAGAACGAAUACGGAGCGUUUUACGAAACCACUUGGUUACCGGACAGAAAGUACAACUACACUCUGAAUAUCGACAACGAUGACAUCUCACAUAGGAAUAUUACAUUAACGGCUCACGUAUUGAUCACCCUGGAAGCUGUCAAGGAUCUUACCAGUGGACUGAGUGGUAAAGUCGUAACAGCCCAAAAGAAGGCCAUCCACUGGCUGGAAAGAAACAUGCAACUUCUGAGCGAGAAAGGUAGACCCUUCGAUGUGGCUCUUGUAGCUUACGCCUUGAUGAAGAGCAAAGCUCCGAAUGCAGAAACAGCUUUCAUAGAAUUGUCCAGACGACAAAGGUUUGAUGGUGGACUACUCUACUGGGGAAGGAAGAAAAUACCUCAACCACCUUCUAAAAUUGAGAAUCAGAAGCCUUUCUUAUUGCCCCGUUUGCCCUACGAGUAUGAUUCGGAAAAUAUUGAAACAACGGCCUUAGGUCUGCUGGUGUAUGUGGCUCGUCAGGAAAUCUACGUUGAUAAUAUUGUUAGAUGGUUGAACACUCAGAGGUUGAGUGAUGGAGGAUGGGCUUCAACAUCAGACACUGCCUACGCAAUGAAAGCUUUGAUAGAGUACACUUCUGCCCAACGUAUCCGUGAUAUAUCCAGCCUUACGGUUCAGGUAGAGGCAACGGCCCUUCCCAGAAAUCCGAACAAUAGAACGUCGUCAGGCAAGAUAAUGCACGUUAACGAUAAAAACCGUGCCAAACUUCAAUAUAUCGACAUUCCCAACGCUUGGGGUACGGUUAAAGUGGAAGCCAGAGGUACCGGUUAUGCUAUACUUCAGAUGAGCGUCCAGUACAAUGUGGACAUAGCGAGAUUCCAGACUCCGCCCCCUGUGCCUGCUUUCGAGUUGAGGAAUAGGCCUGUGUUCUCUGGAAGGAAUCAGUCUCACAUAACCUACGUUACAUGUCAAAGAUGGAUCAAUCUCAACGAGUCUGAAAGAUCUGGCAUGGCUGUAUUAGAUGUUACCAUUCCAACUGGUUACAUCAUCCAACAGCAGGACUUGGAUUCUUAUGUAUUGUCGAGGAGAGUGAGGAAUUUGCAGAGAGCUAGGUUCCAAGAGAGAAAAGUUCUUUUCUACUUCGAUUAUUUGGACAACGAAGAUACUUGCAUCGAUUUCACUGUCGAAAGGUGGUAUCCUGUAGCAAAUAUGUCGAGGUUCUUACCUAUAAGGGUUUACGACUAUUACGCACCAGAACGAUUUAAUGAGACUAUAUUUGAUGCACUGUCCACAUAUGUGCUGGAUAUCUGUCAAGUGUGUGGCAGUAGUCAGUGUCCAUAUUGUGGUAUCUACAAUUCAGCACCAAUACCGAUGUCGUUUGUGAAUCCCCUCCUCUUAGCGUGUUUGUUGUUGUUAUGCAGCUAUUUCAAGACGUAAAGGAUUUUUUUUUGUUACCAAGAACCAGAGUGAGUAAUGACUAUAAUUGUUGUGCUACCAAUCAAUUUUUUGGUAUACUGUUAUGGAUAUAUAGAAACAGUUUGUACCUGUAACAGUCGGUUAAAAGUGACGCCACCAAAUAAAAAAAUGUAUUAUAUGCAUUUAAUGUCCUGAAAAAUGUCGAAUUUUUUGGGACCUUGAAUGAUUUUAUUAGGUAAGCAUUAAAGAUGAAGAUAGUAUUGGAUAAGGAAGUGCUAUUAAAGCUAGGAACAUUGAACAGUAAAAACUUAAAAACAUAUCUCUCUCCCGAAAUUCAACUUAAUGAAGUACUUUAAAAACAAAUCAUGGCAAAAAUUGUGAUAACUGCCUGAUAAGGCAAAAUUAAACAUCUCUUAAAUUUUGAGUGAUCGAAGGCCUACAUCACCUGUUUGUUUUAUUCAAAUGCAUCAACUGUGAUCCGUAUCAAGAGGUGACCAGCUAUUACAGAGUUGCAAUAUAGUUUAUGAAAUUUCAGACGAAAUCUAGUUUAUUUUUUCGAAACUUGUAGUCAAUUGUCUAAAUGGAAUUUAUUAACGUGAUAAAGAGUCAUAUCGAAUGAAAUAAAUAGUUCGGAGAUCGCAGCUUUUUGUAAUUACAAAUUUGUCCUUACCAUAUAUUUUUGUAUAGAACGUAAACAUUUUCGAUAUGUCCUUCAAGUUAAAAUCAUCAAAUUUUAGUUUGGAAAUUUCACACUAUUUGUAUACAACAUCGAUGAAUGUUAUUGGUUUCUUUGCUAAUUCAUCAUUGUGAAAUGUUGGUGCAACAUUUUGUUCAAGCCAUCGAUAGAGAAUACUUUUAUUGUUAGAUAGGUAAACCGAAAUAUUUUUGUAGAGAUGUUAGAAAGUACGUAGUCUAUAUUAUACAAUUGAGUUUUUAAAAGUAUAUUUUUAUAUCUAAAUCAUGACAGUGAAACACCGACAAAGUUGUGUAUUGUUCAUAUCAAAUCUGCAGUUAGAAUUAUGACUAAAGAAUUGUGUUUGUUUGACAAAUUUAAUCUGUACUUCCCUAUAUGUAUUUGUUCUUGGAACAGUGUUGUGUUCAAUGUAGACAAUGUUGUUCAGGAAACCACAAUGAGGAUCAAGCUUGGGUAAAAAAAAUACUCAAUUAACAUUAACAUUCUUAUUGUUUAAUCUCAGAAGAAACCGUCCAUUUGUACUGAUUUUGUUAGUAUAUUUAGAUAAGAGAAAUCUUGUAAUAUAUUCUUGGGUAGUUAUUUAAAGAUCUUUUCUGUUUUUUUUAUGUGUUUAUUAUUUAUAUUUUCCACAUUCUAUGAUGAAAUUUCUCAAAUGUUCCAAAUAUUUUUUUAUGGCCUUGACACUAGUUUUUGUAAUAUUUUGUAAUAUAAUACUUAUUGAUGCAUGUUCUAUGUAUUUGUAAAUUCAGUUACAAAUUACUUAAAAUUAAUAUUUGAAAAAUAUUUGUCGAAAUGUUGAAUAAAAAUUUAUUUGAUAAAA